AUGAAUGACAGUCUGUAUACUGGGGAGAAUUUAUCCUGGUUAAAAGUCACAGUAGCACCUCUGCUGUGCAUAUUAUUUACUUUUAAAGGGAUUUUGGCCACACACAACAAUGGAUUCAAAUUCUUGUCUCUCCUUUCUUCUGGAACUCUUACUAAGAUUGUUUGUUCCAUCAUAGUUAUCAAGGUUUUGUUUGAUAUGGUGUGUUUGUUCCUCAAUGUCAGCUUCGUUCGACGGAAGGUCUUCAAACCUUAUAAAACUAAGAAACUUACAAUCAUCGCUACAAUUUUUAUGACUUUCUCCACUGCUGAUUGUCCGAAGGAGUUAUUUCGUCAUGAUGGACAGAAUGGGACAACCGUGUGCUGUAAAGGUGUAACAUGUGCUCCAGGAUCGUAUGUUCAAACCUGUUCAGUAAACAAAACAGAAGAUACCUGUCAACCUUGUGGACCUAAAACAUACCUGUUGGAUUCUACAAAUUCUGCCUUUCCCAUUCCUUGUAUUGAAGCUAAUUGUCCCCCAGAGGCAACUAUGUCAACAACUUUUCCUAAGUCUGGCUGCAGACUAAGAUGUAGAUGUGAUUCUGCCAGAGGCUAUUUCGGACAUGACCCGUGCAGUUGCAAAAGGUAUGAUAAUUUUUCGUGA
Saccostrea echinata is the source of this 639-nucleotide messenger RNA. RefSeq lists its product as uncharacterized. The transcript has 6 exons. Lineage: Eukaryota; Metazoa; Mollusca; Bivalvia; Ostreida; Ostreidae. The record is from RefSeq and is a predicted model, not a curated record. The coding region runs from base 1 to 639 and encodes 212 amino acids.